UUCUUUUGUGUCAUCGUCGACGUCGCUCUGAAAGGCGGCUCACGAAUGUCGACGGAGACUAUGAUGACCACUGCAGCCAGUCCACCGUCUUCGUCUUUCACAUUCCCUACACCCUCUAGUCGACCCUCUUCACCAACUAAGAGCGAUGCUGGCUCAAUCUCCCACACACAUAUUCGAACCUAUUCCAACUCGUCGCAGGCCGGCGACCUGAAGCCCAACGCGCACCCUUAUCCUAUUAAAACGACCUCUACCGCCGCUUUGGCUCGCUCAAAUUCAAUAUCGGCGUCGCCUGCCAGUGCCAAACACCAUUAUGUCCCCGUUCCUCCCUCACCAGGUAAUGACCGUACCAACGACAAAGGAAGUGGUGGACGACGAGGGGAAUAUCGCGGUCAUCGCUACAGCCGGAGCUUCAGCAGCAGCGAAGACAUUUAUUCUGCUCCGAAUGGAAACGGCUCAACCUCAAGCUUACAAGGACCACGAGCCCUUCCAAUUCCACCAAAUGUCAGCAACAAUAGUAUCGCCGCUCUUAACGCUGCGAAUGCGCCGCCUAAGCAGUCGCCAAAACGAUGGACACCCGAGGAGCUGGCUGCACAUUUAGGUUCUGCGGUGUCGGCAGAAGCAGGUGAAUGGGCCGCGAAGAGAGGAGUCGGUGGUCGUGCGUUUAUCAAGAUGGGUGACGACGAUUUGGCUGCCCUUGGAGCACCUCCCUCUCUGCGACCUGCUGCUCGAGCUUUGCGUCAGGAAGUCCUUGACUACCGACUCCAGACUGGCUCCCCAGUCUCUUCCGCCUCUGGAAGCGAAAGGGGCUCCCCUACACGCAUCGAAUACGGGACGUAUGAAGUCGAGGAACCUGAAGACGACGAAGAUACCCCUUCCAAACGUCCACACAUAAAACCCUCUGCCUCCCCACACAUACAAGCUUCUGCAUCACCAUUCUUUUCACAACCCAGUCCAACAAGAGACUCCCCAGGAGGGCGCUUCCGAAAUGGCCGUGUUCAAGGGAUGGUCCGUUCAUUCGAAAGUAGCGGAAGCGAGAGUGAAGGCAGCGUGUCCCCAGAGAGGGAGCGAGGAAGUGGAUUCAGAACCGUCAAUCGAAAUGGUGACUUUGGCGGAGAGGGACUCGCAACGAUGCGACCACUUCCUGUCCGUCCUGAUGGUGUUAUUGGUCAAGGUGGAUUGCUGAUUCCUGACGACACGGGCGCCACUGUGAAAGGUCCUGGUAAUUCUCGAGCGCCAAUGGAUGCAUCUGCAGCGCUUAGUCUCAGCGAGGAGGAGUUGACUGUCGAGCAGCUUUUGGCUCGCGAGACAACUAAUGGAAGCCACAGCAUGAACGGCAACGGUUUAGCCAUCGGUACCUGGGGACGUAAGAAGGGUAGACGUUCAAAGAAGGCAUUCGAAGAUCUAAAUGGGUUUGCUCUAAUCGAGCAACAGAGUCGACCACUUCCACAACCUCGGAAACCACAUCCUAGCGCAACAUCAAGUGGAGGCGUACAUGCUUGGGAGGCGGAGACAGAAGAGUCUGGAACUGGAUUGGCGCGCAGUACCAUGAAAUGGGUCCCCAACUCGACACCCAACGCAGAAAGCGUCUUUGCCCCCGUUGAUCAAGUCCCCACUACACCAUCAAAGACAACUAAUCAAGCUGUUGAAGAUGCUGCUGCCCGUGGUCGGGCUCGUGGCGCUGAAAUUCGUGCGCUGUUAGCUAAGAGUGAUGAGGAGAGGGAGGAGCUGAAAUUGCUAGUUGAGGGCUUCAAAAGGAGGUUAGAAGAAGUUGAGAGGAAGGUUGACGACAUGGAGGCUAAAUCGAAGGUUGCCUCGGAGACCGAAUCUGUCACUCAGGUUCAGCCAUCCAUGUCUCGGUUUGACCCUCGGAAACUGUUGAUGCGCUUUUCGUCGGCUGACAACACGAAACCAAGACCAGAAGAUAUCGGUCCCAAAACAAUUGCGGGAAUCCCGACAUAUCUGCUUCUCGUCAGUCUUGGUAUGUGUGCAGUAGUAUUUAGGGUGUUGGUGCGACGCGGAUUAGGCAUUGCUGGGAAGAAAGUCUAA
Molecule: messenger RNA, 2046 nt
Organism: Mycena indigotica
Lineage: Eukaryota; Fungi; Basidiomycota; Agaricomycetes; Agaricales; Mycenaceae
Exons: 2
Coding region: 46-2046 (666 amino acids)
Source: RefSeq, a predicted model, not a curated record